Molecule: messenger RNA, 4742 nt
Organism: Astyanax mexicanus (Mexican tetra)
Lineage: Eukaryota; Metazoa; Chordata; Actinopteri; Characiformes; Acestrorhamphidae
Gene: ap3b1a
Product: adaptor related protein complex 3 subunit beta 1a
Exons: 27
Coding region: 939-4304 (1121 amino acids)
Biological process (GO): vesicle-mediated transport; intracellular protein transport; anterograde synaptic vesicle transport
Cellular component (GO): membrane coat; AP-3 adaptor complex; clathrin adaptor complex
Source: RefSeq, a predicted model, not a curated record
UGGCAGUGUUUAUUCACUGUAGAUUAGAGCUUCCACGCUUCCCUUGGAUCUAUUAAGAAGAAAGCCCUGCCUUGGGGGAAGGAUCUUGGUUCCAGUGGAACAGGACUGUCGCCUGUGUGUGUUUGUUUGUUCUGUGGAUACUGUCGCUCUUGAGGACAACGAUUAAAGAAAGAGUUUACAGAGUUAAUGCUUAACAGGAAACCAGCCAAAGUGAAGUUUAUGUGCAAGGAGUGCCGGGCUUAUUGCGAGCUUUGUCGAGCGAUCCGUAGGGAGUAACGGCUUGGUGGUCACUUUGUUUCGGAAGCAAGGGACCAUUCCUGUCACCCCUGCAGAAGGAACCUGAAGGUCAGCUUCACUGUGGAGAGGAUUGGAGCUUGAACAGGAGGUUUAAAAGUUUGAAAAGGACCUCUGUUGCACUCGUGGUGUGUAAUUGAUAAGGAGUGAUGGGACAGCACUGGGCUGGAACUGUUUCACGUGGUUCCUAAGCUUAUGAGAGAUUAAAUAAGUGAGUGCGAGUGAGUGACUAAGUGAGUGAGUGAGUGGGCAUCUCUGCUGUCUUGGUACUUAUCAGGAUUUAGGAGGCCAGCAGUGGACACGGUACAACUUGGAGAAGAACUUCAUUGGUGAAGCUUCAGCUGGGAUUUUAUCCAAAGUUCCAUGCCAUAGCUUGGAUUUUAGCUCUGGGAUUUACUGUGAAAAUUAGGUUUCUUGGGAAUCCCUGGCCUCCACUGCUGUCGAUCAUUCGUGACCUUGGGUGGACUACAUUUCUGUUCCCUGUUCUUGUUGGAACUGGUGGAUUGUCAGGUUGUCACCUUCACUGGUGACCGCAGGAAAGGUCUUGGGUGGUAGUCCUGAUCCUGAAUGGUUCAGUUGAAGCUCAAGUUGGACCAGUAGUUUCCAAGGGAUUCUCUGAAAGCAAGCUUUCUUUUUGAGUCGUGAUGAACGGGGGUUUGUUCAGCCUGCGCUCUGAGGCCGCAGGAGUCGUCCGGACAGUGCUGGUUUCCGCGGAGAAUCUCCAGCUCACCUUGAGGUCAGACAUCAGCCAGGAGGAACAAGCCUUCAGCAACCACCAGCACUAUGGAGACUCUGAGGAGACCAAAAGCAAAGGGAACGAGGAUCUGAAGGAGAUGUUGGAGAGCACCAAGGAGUCCCUCAAGCUGGAGGCCAUGAAGAGGGUGGUGGGGCUGAUUGCGAGAGGGAAAAACGCCUCAGAACUGUUCCCUGCUGUGGUGAAGAACGUUGCAAGCAAAAACAUUGAGCUGAAGAAACUGGUGUAUGUGUACCUGGUCAGGUAUGCGGAAGAACAGCAGGAUCUUGCCCUGCUGUCAAUUAGCACCUUUCAGCGUGCCCUGAAGGACCCAAAUCAGCUGAUUAGGGCGAGUGCUCUUAGGGUGCUGUCCAGCAUCCGAGUGCCCAUCAUCGUCCCCAUCAUGAUGCUGGCCAUCAAAGAAGCCGCCUCUGACCUUUCACCUUACGUCAGGAAAACAUCUGCACACGCCAUACAGAAACUCUACAGUCUGGAUGCAGAUCAGAAGGAGCACCUCAUAGAAGUGAUUGAGAAACUGCUGAAGGACAAAAGCACAUUGGUGGCUGGCAGCGUGGUGAUGGCGUUUGAGGAGGUGUGUCCGGAGCGGAUCGAUCUGAUCCAUAAGAACUACCGUAAGCUGUGCAACCUGCUGAUGGAUGUGGAGGAAUGGGGACAGGUGGUCAUCAUUAACAUGCUCACCCGCUACGCCAGGACGCAGUUCGUCAGCCCGUGGAAAGAGGACGGUGAGUUUGAUGAGAACAGUGAAAAAGCGUUCUAUGACUCUGAUGAGGAGAAGAAAGAGGGUGCAGGCCAGAAGAAGCCCUACGUGAUGGAUCCGGAUCACAGGCUACUGCUCCGCAGCACCAAACCCCUGCUGCAGAGUAGAAACACUGCUGUGGUGAUGUGUGUGGCACAGCUGUACUGGCACCUGGCCCCUAGGCAUGAAGUGAGCGUAGUCACUAAAUCUUUGGUUCGCCUCCUGAGGAGCCACAGAGAGGUUCAGUUUGUUGUGCUGCAGAACAUCGCCACUAUGUCGAUCCAGAGAAAGGGCAUGUUUGAGCCGUUUAUGAAGAGCUUCUAUGUGAGGUCGACAGAUGCUACACACCUCAAAACACUUAAGCUAGAGAUACUGACUAACCUGGCAAACGAGGCCAACAUCUCCACCAUUCUCAGAGAGUUCCAGACCUACGUGAAGAGCCAGGAUAAAGCGUUUGCUGCUGCCACUAUCCAGGCCAUCGGCAGAUGUGCCACCAAUAUCUCAGAGAUCACAGACACAUGCCUCAAUGGUCUGGUGCUGCUGCUCUCCAACAGAGACGAGACGGUGGUGGCGGAGAGUGUGGUGGUCAUUAAGAAGCUGCUGCAGACUCAACCUUCCCAACACAGUGACAUCAUCAAACACAUGGCCAAGCUGUUCGACAACAUUACAGUUCCCAUGGCGAGAGCCAGUAUUCUGUGGUUGAUUGGCGAGUACUGCGAGCACGUGCCAAAGAUCGCUCCUGAUGUUCUGAGGAAAAUGGCCAAAAGCUUCACUAGUGAGGAGGACAUAGUCAAGCUCCAGACUGUGAACCUGGCAGCCAAACUAUAUCUCACCAACUCCAAACAGACUAAGCUGUUGACGCAGUAUAUUCUAAACCUGGGAAAAUAUGAUCAGAGCUACGACAUCAGAGACCGGACGCGUUUUAUCCGGCAGCUGAUCGUCCCAAAUGAAAAGAGUGGAGCUCUUAGCAAAUACGCCCGCCGCAUCCUGCUAGCGCCCAAACCUGCCCCCGUGCUGCAGUCUGCUUUCAAAGAUCGGGAUCGCUUUCAGCUGGGCACACUGUCUCACACUCUGAACUCUAAGGCCACCGGUUACCUGGAGCUCUCAGAUUGGCCGGACGUGGCUCCUGAUCAGUCUGUGAGAAACGUGGAGGUGGUAGAAGUGGCGAAAGAAUGGGCUCCUGCCGUCAGCAAAACCAAAGCUGCCAAAUCAGAUGAUGAUAAAUUCUACUCCGACUCCGGAGAGGAAGAGGAGGCCGAAGGCUCGGACAGCGGCAGCGACAGCAGCAGCAGUGAGGAUAGCAGCAGCAGCAGCAGCAGCAGUGAUGAGUCAGGCAGUGAGGAGGACAGCGAGGAGAAGAGCGACAGUAACGAGGACUCAGACAAGAGUUCCAGCCAAUCAGAGAAGAGCAGUGACUCGGGCUCUGAUAAGAAGAAGAAGAAAACUCUGAAAAACAAGAAACUCCAGCAGGGCCAGAAAGCCAGCAAAGACAGUGACUCAGAUGUGGGCCAAAAGAAUGGGCACAAAAGAGGAUCUGGGUCAGGAAGUGCUUCAGCUUCCUCAGAGGAGAGCUCAUCUGAAGAGUCCAGCUCUGAUUCUGGUUCAGAUUCAGACUCGGGCACAGAACAGAAGAGAAAAACCAAGCCCAGAGCGGUCAAAAAGGUGGAGGUUAAGAAGUCGCAUGAGGUGUCUCUGUUGGAUCUGGAUGACUUUUCUCCAGCUACAGUGACCACGCCCAAAAGCUCCAUUCUAUCUCCUAGUCUUCUGUCUGACCUGCAGGGCCUCUCGCUCUCCUCCUCUUCCACCCCUGCCAUACAGGUCAGCAGUCCCGUAUUCGUUCCUGUACGCACCCAUGCGCUGCUUCACCACAUGACUGGGAAAGGCCUGGCAGCACAGUACCAUUUCCCCCGGCAACCAUGCAUCUACGGCAACAGCAUGGUGUCCGUUCAGCUGACGUUCAACAACCAUGGUGACCACGCCCUUGAGGACCUCCACAUCUCAGAGAAGACUUCAACAGGACAGAACAUCCACUGCUUCAGGCCCAUCGAGCGUUUGGAGCCUGAGGCAUCGGCGACAGUGUCUAUGGGCGUGGACUUUAAUGACUCCACCCAGGGAGCCAGUUUCCAGCUGUGUACUAAAGCCGAGAAGUUCAGCGUGUCUCUUCAGCCCACUGUGGGAGAGCUCCUGCUACCCGUCACUAUGACCGAACAAGAUUUCAACAAAGAGCAAGGAAAGCUGCAGGGCAUGAAUGAAUCCUCCACAUCCAUCACCAUGCCCCCCGAGACCGUCUCCAGCCAGCCAAUCAGCAAGAAGGUGGUGUCUGUGGCCAAUGUGGGUGUGGUUCCAUCAGGACAGGACAGUGUACACAGGUUCGCAGGCAAGUUGGUGAGUUCUGGUGCGCUGGUGUUGGUGUGUGUGGUACAGAAAGAAUCCAGCGCUCAAAUCACCGUCAACACAGAGCGAACCAUCGUGGGCUCCAAUCUGCUCCGCGAGCUCCAGACAGCCCUCAGCGCCUCCUAGACAAAGAUCUCCCUAUGCAACCCGGUGUUCUUUUAAUGACAGACCCUCACAGUGCCACCCCCCAACAUCACACUGUGGAUCAAUCAGUGUGAGAACUCACCUUUACGCCAAUCGACAAAUUUCUUUCAUUUAGCAUAGAGCUCAGUACUCCUACACUGCCACUAGAGGAGGAGGAGGCAGAGGCCAAUGCUGCAGUUUUGUUACUAAUGUUGAUAGAGAGGUCAAGGCCUUAAAAGCCACGGUGCUUUAUCAAUCAGUGUUUAUUCCUUUCCAGAUCUGAUUUCACUUGUAUUGUUUCUCGUAAAUUUCUUUAAGGCCUGUUUGUGUAAAGUGCCUUUUGAGAAGUACGGUUAAAACACAAGUGCCCAAAUGUCUUCUGAGAUGUGUGUUCUUCUGAAUACAAUAAACAAAACCUGUCGGAAAAGGUUUAAAAAGCAA